GCCGACCUGCGCGGCGGGCCCGGAGCCGCCCCGGGGGGCGCCUCGCCCGCCUCCUCCUCCUCAGCCGCCUCGUCCCCGUCUUCGGGCCGCGCCCCCGGCGCCGCGCCCUCCGCCGCCGCCAAGAGCCACCGCUGUCCCUUCCCGGACUGCGCCAAAGCCUACUACAAGUCCUCUCACCUAAAGUCGCACCUGCGGACGCACACAGGGGAACGCCCUUUUGCUUGUGACUGGCAGGGCUGUGACAAGAAGUUCGCCCGCUCCGACGAGCUGGCCCGCCACCACCGGACACACACGGGCGAGAAGCGCUUCUCCUGCCCUCUGUGUUCCAAGCGCUUCACCCGCAGCGACCACCUGGCCAAGCACGCCCGCCGCCACCCCGGCUUCCACCCGGACCUGCUCCGGCGCCCUGGUGCCCGCAGUACCUCCCCCAGCGACUCGCUGCCCUGCAGCCUGGCCGGGAGCCCUGCGCCCAGCCCCGCGCCCAGCCCAGCCCCCGCAGGCCUGUAGGGCCCUCGUCCAGCCCACCCUGACCACCAGGAUGCUUCUGCCAUCCAGGGGUGUAGUGAGGACCCACGGGGUGCCCGGUCCCCUUCCAGCUGUGGGCAAACUCUGAAGACGCCCCUGCCCCCUCCAGAGAGCGAGGAGGGGGCCUGAGACUGGACCCGGGUCUGCCUGACCUCAGAGGUGGCUCUCAGGACGGGUGACGGGGGCUUGUGUCUGUAAAUAGCCAUGAUACUAACUUUCUUCCCAUCUGUGCAACGGGGCCCCCCGGGGCAGCUAGGAGGUCCUCCCCUCUCCUCUCCACUGUCCUCUGCUGGCCCCCUCCCAGGGUGGGGUUUGCGGGGGUGGAGUGGACUUCUGGGAGCCGGCCCAGGAAAGGCACCCCCUGCCCCAUCCCUGCAGGCUGGGAUGAAGCGUGCAGACAGCCAUAGAGGAGCUGGGGGUUGACACGGCCCCUGCCUCUCCCCACCCUACCCCACCCCACCGAAAGCCAUGGGAGUAGUUCAGGGAAAUGGGGGUGCAGCCCGGCCGCCCCCCACUCGGGUACUCAAUCUCAGGUGUCCACAGGUUCUGCCCACGUUAGGGGCUGCCCACCCCCCCAGACCUUGGGGGUAGAGCCAGGAGCGGGGAGGCGUUAGGAUGCCCGGAGGGGCUCCAGGUCUCACUUCUGAGACCUGGGAUGGGGAGGGAGGGGACCUCUGGGUUCUUCCAAAGAACAUUUGACUCAGUGGAGGUCGGUCAGGAGGGAAUGCCGGCUUAUUUAUUUUCCUCUCUCCUCGGGUGUGGGGCCCUAGCUCCCCCUCUCUGGGUGGGUGGGAGAGAGAGGCUGCAGGGGAGGCUGGCACCGGGCCUGGCCCUCCAGCCCCUGCCCUGCCGACUUUGGCCUUUGCGGUAUCACGUGACAAUCAACUCCCUUAACGACGCCUGCGGCCAUUGGGCCUCACUGCCCUCACUGGCCUGCAGGUGGGGCCGUAGAGCCCAUGCCCGCCGGGGUUGCAGGCUCUUCCGGGCGUGGGCUGCAGCCUGGCCAGGCCCUGCUUCCCCGACCUCCCCUCCUUCUCCUGGGUUCCUGGAAGAGGUGGGCCCUGGCCUGUGGUCGAGGUCCUGCCUCGUGGACUGGAAACAGAGGGCUGGCUGUGCAGCCUCCUGGGGUAGUUCGUUUUUUUUUGCACCGGGUAGAAUAUUUUUUCAGGCACGGAUUCUUUUUUUCUGGGCCCCCGUGGGUGGUCCGGCAUCCUCAGGGGGUGUGAGUGUGUGUGGGGGGGGUCUCUGAGCUGAACUUGGGUGGGUGGGGACUUGUCCCUCAGGGGCCACCUUCGUGUCCUUGCCAGGGGUCGUCCUGCUGUGGCCUGGGUUGCAUUUCUUCUUGGGGGGUAUUGAGGACCCCCAGCCUGAAAUGAGAAGGGUCCUAGGUUCCACGUCCAAGACCCAGAAAGGUGAAUCCCCUCACUGUUGGCUGCAGGAGGUUUUUGGUACCCCCUUUUGUUCCAGAACCUUCCUGCAUCUCGCUUGCGGGCAGGGGGGCUUUGGAUGGCCACUGGUGUGCACCUGGACCCAGCCCCGGCCUGGCAGGAUCCAGGGAUGGGUGCCUGGGGUCCUGCGCGGAGGGAGGCAGGGGAUGCCCUUCCGGAGCUGGGCUCGGAGGGUCUGCCCCAUCCAGCCCUCGGCUCUCUCUGUUCUGUCCCUAGCCUCAAACCCUCCUCCGGCAGCGCUAGUGAGAUGCCUUAGUCUGUGGGGGUGGGUGGGGGACUGGGGCCCCGUUUUCCUUUAGUGUCUUGUUGGCCCCAGCCCUGGCCGGGGCCUGUCUGGAGCAGGGGAGGGUAGGGCUGUGGGUUCCAGAACUCUCUAACCGGGCCCCUCUCCAGUGUCCAGGGGCCUGGAGAGACCUGCGCCCACCCCUCCACUCCCUCAGGAGCUGCUGGUCACUGGGACCUGGUUCCAGCCAUUUGCAGGGGAGGUGGCUCCAAGGGGCGUGUGCUUUCGGUGGGUGGCGCUCCUCCCCCACCCUGCCUGGCCUCAUCCUUGUAUUUAAUUAAUUAAACAAGCCCCUUUUUAAACCCUA
Piliocolobus tephrosceles (Ugandan red Colobus) is the source of this 2563-nucleotide messenger RNA. RefSeq names its product KLF transcription factor 16 (gene KLF16). The annotation marks the transcript as partial. The transcript has 2 exons. Gene Ontology annotation, biological process: regulation of transcription by RNA polymerase II. The record is from RefSeq and is a predicted model, not a curated record. Gene Ontology annotation, molecular function: RNA polymerase II cis-regulatory region sequence-specific DNA binding; DNA-binding transcription factor activity, RNA polymerase II-specific. NCBI's taxonomy places the organism in Eukaryota, Metazoa, Chordata, Mammalia, Primates, Cercopithecidae.